GAGGAGGUUUCCAGCCUCACACCGUUAAUUAAACUGAGAAAUCCGUGAAGGUUUUGUGAGGAGGGGAUUCUUGGAGAAGAUAUCUCUCGAGUCACAGGCAGCUUCCUUACCUUUUUUUUUUUUUUCAUUUUUAUUGGAGUAUAGUUGAUUUACAAUGUUGCGUUAGUUUCUGCUGUACAGCAAAGUGAAUCAGUUAUACGUAUACAUAUAUCCACUCUUUUUUUAGAUUCUUUUCCCAUAUAGGUCAUUACAGAGUACUGAGCAGAGUUCCCUGUGCUUAUCAGUAUAGCCUCCUUAUCCCUAUGCAAUUUCAGAUCCACAGGCCAGGACUUUAUCACACUUGUCAUGUGACACAUGACCCUCAACCUCACUGUAUCUGAACCUCCGAAUAACUCCUCUCUUCCAGGUGAACUAUGACCACUUUACUCUUCGUGUUUCUGACUCUGAGAGUCAUCGCAGCAGCCAUCUCAGUAGAAGUUUCAGACCCUGACAACUCGCUGAGUGUCAGCAUCCCUGAACCGUCCCCGCUGCGGGCCCUCCUGGGGAGCUCCCUCACCAUCCCCUGCUACUUCAUCGACCCCAUGCACCCCGUGACCACCGCCCCCUCCACCGCCCCCGUCGCCCCAAGAAUCAAGUGGAGCUGCAUUUCCAAGGAGAAGGAGCUGGUGCUGCUGGUGGCGACUGAAGGGCAGGUGCGGGUUAACAGUGCCUACCGAGACAGGGUCACGCUGCCCAACUACCCGGCCAUCCCCAGCGACGCCACCCUGGAAAUCCAGAACCUGCGCUCCAAUGACUCUGGGAUCUAUCGCUGCGAGGUGAUGCACGGCAUCGAGGACAGCAAGGCCACCGUGGAGGUCGUGGUGAAAGGCAUCGUGUUCCAUUACAGAGCCAUCUCCACACGCUACACCCUGGACUUCGACAGGGCGCAGCGAGCCUGCCUGCAGAACAGCGCCAUCAUCGCCACGCCCGAGCAGCUGCAGGCCGCCUAUGAGGACGGCUUCCACCAGUGCGACGCCGGCUGGCUGGCAGACCAGACUGUCAGGUACCCUAUCCACACUCCAAGGGAAGCCUGCUAUGGGGACAAGGAUGAAUUUCCCGGUGUAAGAACCUACGGCAUCCGUGACACCAAUGAAACCUAUGACGUGUACUGCUUCGCAGAGGAGAUGGAGGGCGAGGUCUUUUAUGCAACAUCCCCGGAGAAGUUCACCUUCCAGGAGGCAGCCAAUGAGUGCCGGCGGCUGGGCGCCCGGCUGGCCACCACGGGCCAGCUCUACCUGGCCUGGCAGAGUGGCAUGGACAUGUGCAGCGCCGGCUGGCUGGCCGACCGCAGCGUGCGCUACCCCAUCUCCAAGGCCCGGCCCAACUGCGGGGGCAACCUCUUGGGCGUGAGGACUGUCUACCUGCACGCCAACCAGACGGGAUACCCCGACCCCUCAUCCCGCUACGACGCCAUCUGCUACACAGGUGAAGACUUUGUGGACAUCCCAGAAGAUUUCUUCGGGGUGGGUGGUGAGGAGGACAUCACCAUCCAGACGGUGACCUGGCCUGAUGUGGAGCUGCCUUUGCCACGAAACAUCACCGAGGGUGAAGCCCGAGGCAGCGUGAUCCUCACAGUGAAACCCGUCUUUGACAUCACCCCUACCGCCCUGGAGCCCGAGGAGCCCCUCACUUUUGCCCCCGAAGUAGGGGCCACCGCCUUCUCUGAGGCCGAGAACAGGACUGGAGAGGCUACCCGGCCCUGGGCCUUUCCCGAGGAGUCCACACCUGGCCUGGGCGCUCCGACGGCCUUCACCAGCGAGGACCUCGUUGUGCAGGUGACCGCAGCCCCAGGUGCAACCGAGGUCCCUGGGCAGCCACGACUGCCAGGGGGAGUUGUGUUCCACUACCGCCCGGGCUCCUCCCGCUACUCGCUGACCUUUGAGGAGGCCCAGCAGGCCUGCCUGCGCACCGGGGCCGUCAUCGCCUCGCCCGAACAGCUCCAGGCCGCCUAUGAAGCAGGCUACGAGCAGUGUGACGCUGGCUGGCUGCAGGACCAGACCGUCAGAUACCCCAUUGUGAGCCCACGGACCCCAUGUGUGGGUGACAAGGACAGCAGCCCGGGGGUCCGGACCUAUGGCGUGCGACCACCAUCAGAAACCUACGAUGUCUACUGCUACGUGGACAGACUCGAUGGGGAGGUGUUCUUCGCCACAAGCCCGGAGCAGUUCACCUUCCAGGAAGCACAGGAGUUCUGUGAAACCCAAAACGCCACACUGGCCACCACGGGCCAGCUCUAUGCUGCCUGGAGCCAGGGCCUGGACAAGUGCUACGCUGGCUGGCUAUCUGACGGCAGCCUCCGCUACCCCAUCGUCACCCCAAGGCCUGCCUGCGGUGGGGACAAGCCAGGUGUGAGAACCGUCUAUCUCUACCCCAACCAGACAGGCCUCCUGGACCCGCUGUCCCGGCACCACGCCUUCUGCUUCCGAGGCAUCCCAGCGGCGCCGUCUCCAGGAGAAGAGGAGGGUAGGACACCCACAGAACGCCCUGAGGUGGAAGCCUGGAUCACUACUGAAGUGGGGCCCAGCGUGGCUGCUGUUCCUGUUGGGGAGGAGACGACUGCAAUCCCAGACUUCACCACUGAGCCAGAAAACCAGACGGAAUGGGAGCCCGCCUACACGCCAGCGGGCACUUCCCCACUGCCAGGGGUCCCUCCUACAUGGCUUCCCACUAGCACAGCAACAGAGGAGAGCACAGAAGGCCCUUCUGCAACGGAAGUGCCCUCAGCCUCGGAGGAGCCAUUGCCCUCAGAAAAGCCGUUGCCCUCAGAAGAACCAUUCCCCUCUGAGGAGCCAUUCCCCUCAGAGGAACCGUUCCCCUCAGAGAAACCGUUCCCCUCAGAGAAACCGUUCCCCUCAGAGGAGCUGUUCCCCUCAGAGGAGCCAUCCACACUUUCAGCCCCGGUGCCCAGCAGGACUGAGCUGCCAGGCUCUGGGGAGGUAUCUGGGGUGCCUGAAGUCAGUGGUGACUUCACAGGCAGUGGCGAAAUUUCAGGACACCUAGACUCCAGUGGGCAGCCUUCAGGGGAAAUUGCAAGUGGACUGCCCUCUGAAGACCUUGACUUCAGUGGGCUCACCUCUACAGUGGGCUCAGUCCUGCCUGUGGAAAGUGGACUGGCUUCAGGAGAUGAAGAUAGAAUUACGUGGACCACCACUCCUGAAGUUGACAGGUUGCCCUCUGGAGGUGAGGUCCCAGAGGGCUCUGUCUCUGGAGUAGGGGACCUCAGUGGACUUCCUUCUGUAGGUGAGGAUCAUCUAGAGACCUCUGCUUCUGGAGUAGGGGACCUUAGUGGACUUCCUUCUGGAAGAGAGGACCUAGAGACCUCUGUCUCUGGAGUAGAGGACCUCAGUGGACUUCCUUCUGGAGAAGGUCCAGAAACCUCUGCCUCUGGAAUAGAGGAUCUCAGCAGACUUCCUUCUGGAGAAGGUCCAGAAGCCUCUGCCUCUGGAGUAGAGGACCUUAGUGGACUUCCUUCUGGAGGAGAGGGUCUAGAGACCUCUGUCUCUGGAGUAGAGGACCUCAGUGGACUUCCUUCUGUAGGUGAGGAUCAUCUGGAGACCUCUGCUUCUGGAGUAGGGGACCUUAGUAGACUUCCUUCUGGAAGGGAAAGUCUGGAGGUCUCUGCUUCUGGAGCUGAGGAUCUUAGUGGGUUGACUUCUGGAAAAGAAGACUUGAUUGGGUCAGCUUCUGGAGUCUUGGACCUUGGCAGAAUACCUUCUGGAACUCUAGGAAGUGGGCAAGCUCCAGAAGCAGGUGGCCUUCCCUCUGGAUUUAGUGGUGAGUAUUCUGGGGUGGACCUUGGAAGUGGCCCAUCUUCUGGCCUUCCUGACUUCAGUGGACUUCCAUCUGGGUUCCCAACUGUCUCCCUAGUGGAUACUACGUUGGUGGAAGUGGUCACAGCCACCACUGCAGGUCAACUAGAAGGAAGGGGAACCAUUGGCAUCAGUGGUGCUGGAGAAACAUCUGGGCUGCCCUUCAGUGAGUUGGACAUUAGUGGAGGAGCAAGCAGACUCUCUUCAGGAGCUGAACUCAGUGGCCAGGCAUCUGGGACUCCUGACAUCAGUGGGGAAACAUCUGGACUCUUUGGUGUCAGUGGACAGCCAUCAGGGUUUCCUGACAUUAGUGGGGGAACAUCUGGACUUUUUGAGGUCAGUGGGCAGCCAUCAGGGUUUUCUGGGGAAACAUCUGGUGUGACUGAGCUUAGUGGACUGUCCUCCGGACAACCAGAAAUCAGUGGAGAAGCUUCUGGAGUUCUUUCUGGCAUUGGUCCACCAUUUGGCAUAACCGACAUGAGUGGAGAAACGUCCGGGAUCCCUGAUCUCAGUGGGCAGCCAUCAGGGUUACCAGGGUUCAGUGGGACAACAUCCGGAAUCCGUGACCUGGUUUCCAGUGCCGUGAGUGGCAGUGGUGAAUCUUCUGGCAUUACAUUCGUGGACACCAGUUUGGUUGAAGUGACCCCAACUACAUUUAAAGAAGAAGAAGGUUUAGGGUCCGUGGAACUCAGUGGCCUCCCUUCAGGAGAGGCAGAUCUCUCAGGCACAUCUGGGAUAGUGGAUGUCAGUGGACUCUCUUCUGGAGUAAUUGACUCCAGUGGGUUUACACCCCAGCCUCCAGAAUUCAGUGGCCUGCCAAGCAGAGUAGCUGAGGUCAGUGGAGAGUCCUCUGGAGCUGAGAGUGGGAGCAGCCAGCCCUCCGGAGCAUAUGAUGGCCGUGGACUUCCAUCUGGUUUCUCCACUGUCUCUCUUGUAGACAGAACUUUGGUGGAAUCUGUAACCCAGGUUCCCACAGCCCAAGAAGCAGGAGAAGGGCCUUCGGGCAUUUUGGAACUUAGUGGUGCCCCAUCUGGAGCACCAGACAUGUCUGGAGACCAUUCAGGACUUUUGGACCUAAGUGGACUUCAGUCUGGACUGGUAGAGCCCAGUGGAGAGCCAUCAAGUACUCCAUAUUUUAGUGGGGACUUUUCUGGCACCACUGAUGUAAGCGGAGAAUCCUCUGCACCCACGAGCACCAGUGGGGAGGCCUCAGGACUUCCAGAAGUUACUUUAAUCAUUUCUGAGUUCGUGGAGGGUGUUACUGAGCCUACUGUUUCCCAGGAACUGGGCCAAAGACCCCCUGUAACAUACACCCCCCAGCGUUUUGAGUCCAGUGGAGAAACCUCUGCAUCUGGGGAUACACCAAGAUUCCCCGGGUCUGGGGUAGAAGCAUCAUCAGUCCCAGAAUCUAGCAGCGAGACGUCUGCCUAUCCUGAGGCUGAGGUGGGAGCAUCUGCUGUCCCCGAGGCCAGCGGAGGCACUUCCAGGUCCCCUGAUCUGAGUGGAACCACCUCCACCUUCCAUGAAGCUGAUCUGGAGGGAGCCUCAGGCCUGGGAGUGACAGGUAGCACCUCAGCCUUUCAGGAAGGCCCCAGGGAGGGCUCGGCUGCCCCGGAAGUGAGCGGAGAGUCAACCACCACCUAUGACGUGGGCACAGAGGCAUCAGGCUCACCUUCGGCCACUCCCAUGGCUUCUGGAGACAGGACUGAAAUCAGCAGAGACCUGUCUGGUCACACCUCGGGGUUGGAUGUUGUCAUCAGCACCACCAUCCUGGAAUCCAAGUGGACGCAGCAGACCCAGAGCCCUGCAGAGGCGCAUCUAGAAAUGGAGUCCUCAAGCCCCGAGCACUCAGGAGAAGAGACCCAAACAGCCAAAACACCCACCUCCCCAACUGAUGCUUCCAUCCCAAACUCUCCAGGAGGGACAGAUGAAUCAGAGGCAACCAUGGCAGACCCCACCACCUGUGCCAAGGAGCCCUGCGGUGCAGGGACCUGCCAGGAGACAGAGGGACACAUCAUAUGCCUGUGUCCCCCUGGCCACACUGGCAAGCACUGAGACAUAGACAUUGACGAGUGCCUCUCAAGCCCUUGUCUGAAUGGAGCCACCUGCGUGGACGCCAUCGACUCUUUCACAUGCUUAUGCCUUCCCAGCUACCAAGGGGACCUGUGUGAGAUCGACCAGAAGCUGUGUGAGAAGGGCUGGACCAAGUUCCAGGGCCACUGUUACCGCCACUUCCCCGACCGGGCGACCUGGGUGGACGCCGAGGGCCAGUGCCGGAAGCAGCAGUCACACCUGAGCAGCAUCGUCACCCCUGAGGAGCAGGAAUUUGUCAACAACAAUGCUCAGGACUAUCAGUGGAUCGGCCUGAAUGACAAGACCAUCGAAGGAGACUUCCGCUGGUCAGAUGGACACUCCUUGCAAUUUGAGAACUGGCGCCCCAACCAGCCGGACAACUUCUUUGCCACUGGGGAGGACUGCGUGGUGAUGAUCUGGCAUGAGAAGGGCGAGUGGAAUGACGUUCCCUGCAAUUACCAGCUGCCCUUCACGUGUAAAAAGGGCACAGUGGCCUGCGGAGAGCCCCCCGUGGUGGAGCACGCCAGGAUCUUCGGGCAGAAGAAGGACCGGUACGAGAUCAAUUCCCUGGUGCGGUACCAGUGCACCGAGGGCUUUGUCCAGCGCCAUGUGCCCACCAUCCGGUGCCAGCCCAGCGGGCACUGGGAGGACCCUCGGAUCACCUGCACAGACCCCUCUACCUACAAGCGCAGACUACAGAAGCGGAGCUCACAGCCCCUGCGGAGGAGCCGCCCCAGCACGGCCCACUGAGAGGAGCUUCCAGGAUGUGCCCAGGAUGCUGAGCCCAGGAGCCUUGCCAGGCUGACAUCCCACAGGGAUGGUGUCCUCUCCUUGUCGCUUUCUGUCAUAUAAGGAAUUCCAUUAAAGAAGGAAAAAAAAUAAAUCCCACAUUGUGUAUGCACCCCCCCACCCCCCCAAAUCGCCAAACUGCAUCUAAUUUUCCUCCCAAAUGCCAAAGCAAAGCAAACGUAUUGUAACCCGUGGACUGAGUUUAGAGACGUUUCUUCAAUCCCCCGUUGUGCCUUUCCAGGGACCAGCGCAGGGACAGGGGGAGAAGGGGAGGAGUUAAGUUAAAUAAAGAAGGUAAUUUUUUGUUUCCUGACUUCAUCCAAGAGCAGUGCAAUCGUUGGUUCUUUCACCUCCAGGGAGAGCUAGGGAGGAGGGAGGAAGGGGCAGAGGCCUGAGGGCAUGAAGAGUGCGGAACCGCAGCUGAAUGUAUGGGAUGAGACGGAGUCUGAGGGCUGCACCAUCUGUGCGGGGGAGAAGCCUGGGGGAGACGGGGUGGCUUCCGGCCGCAGGUGAGCGGGCAGGAGAGAGCAAUCGAGGGAUCUUCCGAGGCGUGGGGGUCGGGUUCCUUCCGAGGGACCCUUUUCCAGAGUCGUCUCACCCAGGUCUGCCACCCCAGCAGGUGUCGAUCUCGAUCUCUGGCAGGGCUGGGCGGGGGGCAUUUCCUUCCCAGUGGGAGUGCCGCCCAACCCUCCCCCCUCCCUCCCCCACCCCCCGGGACCGUGCAGGCACCAGGGUUCCGUGCACCUAUUUAUAUUUUUGAAAACUAAAGAUUAUGAUAAUUAUAAUGAUAAUAAAGA
Orcinus orca (killer whale) is the source of this 7507-nucleotide messenger RNA. RefSeq names its product aggrecan (gene ACAN). The transcript is spliced from 18 exons. Gene Ontology annotation, biological process: cell adhesion. Gene Ontology annotation, molecular function: calcium ion binding; hyaluronic acid binding. Lineage: Eukaryota; Metazoa; Chordata; Mammalia; Artiodactyla; Delphinidae. The record is from RefSeq and is a predicted model, not a curated record.